AUGGAGGACCUGAAGGAGUCACCUGCUGCUGAGGACGAGAGACUGGACUAUAUAGCGGAAUGCGUCCUGAGGACUCUUAAACUGAAACAGGACAAAUGGCAGAAAUGCGUGUCCAGCGAGGACAACAGGCAGGUGCUGCAGGAGUUCCUGGACAAAGCCGAGCAGAGGACUCUGGUGGUGUCUGUGACUGCAGGAGGACAGCUACAGACCGCCUCCUCCUUCACUGGCGACUCCAAGAACAAGGCGGUGUACUUCAUAAAGCGAACCACAACCACACUGAGUCCCGAAUCCAUGAAAGAGAAUUUGUUUUACGGGGACCUGUCUUAUGCUCCACUUGACCAGUUUUCUGCUCUAGUUGAGGAGGUUAUAGCUCCACUGCUCUCCAACAGCAACAACUACAUUCAGUGGCCACAGGUUGUGGUACAGGAUAUCAAGUGUCAUGUCCACUCCCUUAAGAACAGUGUGUUUGUGGUGUCUGGCCAAAUCCAAGGCAAGACUCUGUUGCCUCUUCCCGCAGGCUCGGAGCGAAUAGACCGAGCCGCCCUCGAGACGGACAAAAGGGGGGAAAUAGUGGAUAAAAGCAUCAUCCACUCCUUGGAGUCUGCAGUGAUAGAGUGGAGCCAUCAAAUCCGUGCAAUCCUCAAAAAAGACUCCUCUGAGGCUCUGCUGGAAGGCAGAAACCCCACACCUCACACUGAGUUGCUCUUCUGGAAGAACAGAUAUGCAGAUUUUAAGUGCAUCCACUCCCAGUUAAAAUCAUGCAAGGUGAAUAAGAUGGCAGCGUUGUUGGAGGCUGUGGAGAGCUGCUACCAUGCUGCUUUUAUGAACAUGCAGCAGGAUGUCCUUGCAGCUCUCGAGGAGGCAGAAGACAUCUGCACCUACCUGAGACCCCUGCAGCCUCUGUUUACUGAUAUGGAGAAUGUGGAGAUUCCUGCUGUCAAGGGUCUAAUCGGCCCUUUAAUGCACACAGUAUGUCUGGUGUGGGCAAACUCAAGAUACUACAACACUCCAGCACGUCUGAUUGUUCUCCUGCAGGAGACAUGUAACCUCCUCAUACAGCAGGCCCGCAUCUAUCUAGUACCAGAAGAUAUUCUGAGAGGAGAGGUAUCUGAGACUCUCCAGAAAGUACAGACCACCCUGGAGGUCCUGAUUCUCUUCAAGAGCACCUAUGAGGACCGGCGGGCCAAUCUGAGGCAGUACCAGAAGAAUGGGAGCUUGGUUAGGCCCUGGGACUUUUCCCCUCCUUUGAUUUUCUCUGGACUUGACCGAUUUGUUAACAGAGUCAAAAUCAUUAAGGAUAUCUUGUUAACAGCUGUCGACCUGCUGAAGCUUGAGAAACUGGAGAUUGGAGGCGUCCGAGGUCGAGCCCUCAGCCAGCAAGUCCAACAGCUCCACCAGGAAUUUACUGACACGUAUAAGUUCUUCACAGAGAAGCCCUAUGACUGCUUGGAUGUAAACAACAUGGAGUUUGAAGAAGACGUGAGGCAGUUUAAACUGAAGGUGGAUGACAUAGACCGAAGACUCGGAGCUAUCUUCUGUCAGGCCUUUGAUGACGCCUACGGUCUGGAGCAUGCCUUUAAGGUUCUGGACAUGUUUGGCAGCCUGCUGGAGCGCCCGCUAGUGGCUACAGAUGCUCUGGACAAAUACCCUUUGCUUGUGUCUAUGUUUGACAAGGAGCUGGACUGCUGUAAAAUUCUCUACAACAAACACAUUCAAGCUGCUGAGGAGUGGGGUUCAGCUCCAGUGAAUAAGAAUAUGCCAGCAGUAGCUGGAGGGCUGAGAUGGGCCCAGGAGGUGGAGCAGCGCAUCCAGACCCCCUUCUUCAAAUUCAGACAUCUCGCCUAUCCGUGCUUGGAGACUGCAGAAGGAGCCAGGGUCAUCCAGAAGUAUGAGGAGAUGAUGCAACUGCUGGACAGAUAUUCCACCAGCUUGUAUGAGACAUGGACAGAGACUGUUGGUGAGAGUUCUCAGUACAACCUCAGCCUGCCGUUAAUCAAACGGGACCCGACCACUCAGCUGAUCACAGUCAACUUUAACCCACAGCUGGCGGCUGUGCUUAGAGAGGUGAAGUACUUAGUGGCAAGACAGACUGAAGCCAUCCCUGAAACUGCAGUGCAGAUCUACACCAUCAGGGGGCAGCUGUGGCAGUAUGUGGCUAACCUUGAACUCACUGUGGACCAAUAUAAUAAGGUGGUGCACUCUGUGCUUGAUGUGGAACGUCCUCUGAUUCAGGGCCAGCUCAGCGACAUCGACGCUCAGCUCAGAAAGGCAGAGGACAGUCUGAACUGGAACAGCCAAGGUGUUUGGGAGUAUAUCCAGGAAGUGCGAGACCUGGUGUGUGACCUGGAGAGUCGGCUCCAGAGGGCCAAAGACAACGUAGAGGAGAUUCUGAGCUGCAUGAGGUCCUGGUCCACCCCCAUAUUUGACAGGAAGGAGGGAAAAAAAGACGCUCUGCUCAGUUUGGAGGACAGGACUGAGAGGCUCGACAGAUUUUACAGUCUGAUUCGGUCUUCCGGGGAAAAAAUCCACUUCCUAGUUAAGUGCAAUUGGGCGCUGUUCAAAGCUGAGCCGUCCUCUGAGGAGUGGAAGGCCUAUGUGGAGUACAUUGAUGACACGAUCAUAGAUGGCUUCUUCAACAGCAUCGAGUGCUCUCUCAGGUUUUUCCUCGAUAACACUGACCAAAGAGCUGUCAUUGCCCCCCUGUUUGAGGCUCAGCUGGAUCUGAGGGUUCCUGACAUGGUGUUCACUCCCUCUCUGGAGGUUGGGACUAGAGAAAGUUUGUUUGAGCUGGUGGAAGGCCUCAUCAAUGAUCUGUUUGGAAUUUCUUCACUGGUGCCACGCCUCGCCCAGCAUAGUCCCUUUCCAAACUACCAGGCUGACAUGGAGGACAUGGCUGACCUGGCAGACAUGCGUAAUCUCAUCAUGGAGCGUAUCCAGGCGGCCAUGGCAACGUGCUGCGAGUUUCGCAACUCUCUGGAGCGUUACAGCUACCUGUAUGUGGAAGACAGGAAAGAGUUCAUGCGUCAGUUCCUUUUGUACGGCCAGAUUCUCACCAACCAGGAGAUGGAGAUUUAUCCUGACAAUAGUGUCUCUGAGAGUCCACCAAGUCUGGGAAACUUUAGAGAGCAGGUUGACAGUUAUGAGAAGAUAUAUGAAGAGGUGCAGGCUCUGGAGCCGGUGCAUGUGUUCCACAGGUGGAUGAGGGUGGAUGGCCGUAGCAUGAAGAGUGCCUUGCUCAACAUAAUCAAAAAGUGGAGCUACAUGUUCAAACAGCACCUUGUUGACCUUGUUACCAACAGUCUGUUAGACUUGGAGAAGUUUAUCACAGUGGUUCAGGCUGGGUUGAGCCAGCAGGUGGAGGAGGGUGAUUACGAUGGCCUGGUGGAGGUCAUGGGUAACCUGCUGGCUGUUAAGGAAAGACAGAAUACUACAGACACCAUGUUUGAGCCUCUGCAGCAAACCAUCGCUCUUCUGAAGGAGUAUGAGCAGGAGCUGCCCGAUGUGGUUUACAAACAGUUAGAGGAGCUGCCAGACAAGUGGGACAAUGUGAAAAAGCAGGCAGUGUUGGUCAAGCAGCAGGUGGCACCACUGCAGGCUGUCGAGGUGUCCAGUCUUCGUCGAAAGUGUGCUGCUUUUGAUGUUGAGCAACACACAUUCAGGGAGCACUUUCGCAAAAGCAAGCUCUUCAGGUUUGAAAGUGAAAGCCCCUACCAGAUGUUGGAUGCAUUCCACCGGCAGAUCCAGGACCGGGAGGCAAUUAUGGCCUCUCUGGUGGAGUCUGCCAGCCUGUUUGAGGUCACUGUGUCAGAGUACAGACAGCUCCGACAAUGCAGGCAUGAGGUGGUUCUCUUGAAGGAGCUGUGGGACAUGAUCACCAUGGUGGAAUCCACCAUGACAGCAUGGAGGACAACUUCCUGGAGAGAGAUCAACGUGGAGGACAUGGAACUGGAAUGUAAACGUUUUUCCAAAGAGAUUCGCAUGUUGGAUAAAGAGGUUAGAGCGUGGGAGGCCUUCACAGGGUUGGACAGCAGGGUGAGGAACCUUCUCACCUCCCUCCGGGCUGUGGCAGAGCUCCAGAAUCCAGCCAUACGAUCCAGACAUUGGCAUCAGCUAAUGGCCGCUACUGGAGUCCGCUUCACCAUGGACCAGGAGACCACUCUGGCUGAUCUGCUGCAGCUCAACCUGCACUGCUUUGAAGACGAGGUGAGAGGGAUCGUAGACAAGGCUGUUAAAGAGAUGGGGAUGGAGAAAGUCCUGUCUGAGCUCAACUCCACAUGGACAGGUAUGCAAUUCCAGUAUGAGCCCCACCACAGGACCAAGCUCCCUCUGCUCCGUGCAAAUGAGGAGCUGAUUGAGACGCUGGAAGACAACCAGGUCCAGCUGCAGAACCUUAUGUCAUCCAAGUAUAUCGCACACUUCCUGGAUGAAGUAUCUUCAUGGCAAAGCAAGCUAUCUGUGGUGGACUCCGUCAUCUCCAUCUGGUUUGUGGUUCAGCGUACUUGGACUCACCUGGAAAGCAUCUUCCUUGGCUCUGAGGACAUUCGCUCACAGCUGCCUGAGGACUCCAGGCGCUUUGAGGGGAUUGAUGCCGAUUUCAAAGAGCUGGCAAACGCUAUGCACGAGACGCCCAACGUAGUGGAGGCCACCAACAAACCAGGCCUGUUUCGUAAACUGGAGGACAUCCAGAGCAGGCUUUCUCUGUGUGAAAAGGCUCUGGCAGAAUACCUGGACACCAAGCGUCUGGCCUUUCCCAGAUUUUACUUCAUCUCUUCAGCUGAUCUGCUGGACAUCCUGUCUAAUGGGACCAACCCACACCAGGUCCAGAAGCAUCUGUCCAAGCUGUUUGACAACAUGGCUAAGAUGCGAUUUGAAACAGAUGGAGAGGGGAAUCCUUCGAAGAUUGGUCAAGGCAUGUACAGCAAGGAGGACGAGUAUGUCCCUUUCCAUCAGUCCUGUGACUGCAGUGGACAGGUGGAGGUGUGGUUAAACCGGGUGCUCGACGUCAUGCGCUCCACAGUUCGCCACGAGAUGACCGAGGCAGUAAUAGCCUAUGAGGAAAAGCCUAGGGAGCAGUGGCUGUUUGACUAUCCAGCUCAGGUGGCUUUGACCUGCACACAGAUCUGGUGGACGUCUGACGUCACUAUGGCUUUUGCACGUCUGGAGGAGGGCUAUGACAACGCCAUGAAGGAGUACUACAAAAAACAGGUCUCCCAGCUCAACACUCUCAUCUCAAUGCUGAUUGGCCAACUUACACCCGGUGAUCGGCAGAAGGUCAUGACUAUCUGCACCAUCGAUGUCCAUGCCAGAGACGUCGUGGCCAAGAUGAUCACUCAGAAGGUGGAGAAUUCUCAGGCCUUUGUGUGGCUGUCACAGCUGAGGCACCGUUGGGAUGAAAAGGAGAAGCAUUGUCUUACUAACAUCUGUGAUGCCCAGUUUCUUUACUCCUACGAAUACCUGGGAAACACACCGCGAUUAGUCAUCACUCCUCUAACAGAUAGAUGCUACAUCACACUGACUCAGUCCCUCCACCUGACAAUGAGUGGAGCUCCAGCUGGGCCUGCAGGCACGGGGAAGACUGAGACUACCAAAGACUUGGGACGGGCCCUGGGAAUCAUGGUGUACGUGUUUAACUGCUCCGAGCAGAUGGACUACAAGUCCUGUGGGAACAUCUACAAAGGCCUGGCUCAGACGGGAGCUUGGGGCUGCUUCGACGAGUUUAACAGGAUAUCUGUGGAGGUGCUUUCUGUGGUGGCUGUACAGGUCAAAAGUAUCCAAGAUGCCAUCCGCGAUAAGAAGCAGAGAUUUAACUUCAUGGGAGAGGAAGUGAAUCUUUGUCCCUCUGUUGGCAUCUUCAUCACAAUGAAUCCAGGCUACGCUGGCAGGACCGAGCUUCCUGAGAAUCUCAAAGCUCUGUUCAGACCUUGUGCCAUGGUGGUGCCGGACUUUGAGCUCAUCUGUGAAAUCAUGCUGGUGGCUGAAGGCUUCAUUAAUGCCCGGGUCCUUGCUAGGAAGUUUAUCACCCUCUAUACGCUGUGCAAAGAGCUGCUGUCUAAACAGGACCACUAUGACUGGGGUCUCCGAGCCAUCAAGUCAGUCCUGGUGGUGGCCGGCUCUCUGAAGCGAGGAGACCCUGGCAGAGCUGAGGACCAGGUGCUAAUGCGAGCUCUCAGAGACUUCAACAUUCCGAAGAUCGUGACCGACGACAUGCCUGUUUUCAUGGGACUAAUAGGAGACUUGUUCCCUGCCUUGGACGUCCCCAGGAAGAGAGACCUGGACUUUGAGAAGGGCGUGAGGGAGUCCAUCCUGGACUUGAAGUUGCAAGCCGAGGACAAUUUUGUACUAAAGGUGGUGCAGCUGGAUGAACUGCUGGCAGUGCGUCACUCUGUGUUUGUGAUAGGGAAUGCAGGCACUGGGAAGAGCCAGGUGAUGAGGUCACUCCACAGGACCUAUCAGAACAUGAAGCGUCGGCCCGUGUGGGCAGACCUCAACCCUAAGGCUGUGACCAAUGACGAGCUCUUUGGCAUCAUCAACCCAGCAACCCGAGAGUGGAAAGAUGGUCUGUUCUCCAAUAUAAUGCGCGAAUUGGCCAACAUUAGUCAUGGCGGACCAAAGUGGAUUGUUUUGGAUGGAGACAUUGACCCAAUGUGGAUUGAGUCACUCAAUACAGUCAUGGAUGACAACAAGGUGCUGACUCUGGCCAGUAAUGAGCGGAUCCCUUUGAACCCCACCAUGAGGCUGGUGUUUGAGAUCAGCCACCUUCGCACUGCCACCCCUGCUACUGUAUCCAGAGCGGGCAUCCUUUACAUAAACCCAGCAGACCUUGGGUGGAAUCCACCAGUGUCAAGCUGGAUCGACAAGAGGAAAGUCCAGUCAGAGAAGGCCAACCUGACCAUUCUCUUUGACAAGUAUAUCCCACCUUGCCUGGAAGCACUCAGGUCGAGGUUUAAGAAGAUCAUCCCUAUCCCUGAGCAGAGUCUGGUCCAGAUGCUGUGCUACUUGCUGGAAUGUCUUCUGACUCCAGAAAACACCCCGGCAGACUGUGCCAAAGAACUUUAUGAGCUCUAUUUUGUCUUUGCUGCGGUCUGGGCCUUCGGAGGGGCCAUGUUUCAAGACCAGCUGGUCGACUACAGAGUGGAGUUCAGCAAGUGGUGGGUGACCGAGUUCAAAACCAUCAAGUUCCCUACCCAGGGCACCGUGUUUGAUUACUACAUCGACCCCAAGAGUAAGAAGUUUGAACCCUGGUCCAAGAUGGUGCCCAAGUUUGAGAUGGAUGCAGACACACCACUUCAGGCAUGCCUGGUCCACACUACAGAGACCAUUCGAGUUCGUUACUUCUUGGACCGUCUGCUGGAGUACCGAAGGCCUGUCAUGCUGGUUGGAAACGCUGGCACCGGGAAGUCUGUUCUGGUUGGGGAAAAACUGGGAUCACUGGACGCAGAGAAAUAUAUGAUCAAAAAUGUCCCUUUUAACUAUUAUACAACAUCUGCUAUGCUUCAAGCUGUGUUAGAAAAACCCCUUGAGAAGAAAGCAGGGCGCAACUACGGACCCCCAGGCAGCAGAAGACUGAUCUACUUCAUAGACGACAUGAACAUGCCUGAGGUGGAUGCAUAUGGCACGGUUCAGCCUCACACACUAAUACGCCAACACAUGGACUACAACCACUGGUAUGAGCGUAAUAAGCUGCUUCUGAAGGAAAUACACAACGUUCAAUACGUGUCCUGCAUGAACCCCACAGCUGGCAGCUUCACCAUUAAUCCACGGUUGCAGCGCCACUUCUCAGUUUUUGCCCUGUCGUUUCCCGGAGCCGAGGCCCUGAGCACCAUCUACACCUCCAUUCUGUCUCAGCACCUGAGAGGAGAGGGUUUCAGUGCUGCCCUGCAGAAGAGCUGCUCCACCCUUGUGCAGUUAGCCCUGGCUUUGCACCAGCGCGUCUCCUCCGCCUUCCUCCCCACCGCAGUCAAGUUCCACUACAUCUUUAACUUGCGAGACCUCUCCAACAUUUUCCAGGGCAUUCUCUUCUGUACCGGUGAGUGUCUGAAAGCCCCCCUAGACCUGCUGAAAAUCUACCUGCAUGAGUCGAACCGGGUCUACAGAGACAAGCUGGUGGAGGAGCAGGACUUCCAGCUUUUUGAUAGGCUGCAGGCAGACACAGUAAAGAAGUUCUAUGAGGACAUGGAGGAGACUCUGGAGCAGACCAGAGAGAUGAACCUGUACUGCCACUUCGCCCAUGGUCUGGGGGAGGCCAGAUACAUGGCUGUAAAGUCCUGGAGCAGCCUAAGUAAAACUCUGCUGGAGGUGCUGGAUAGCUACAAUGAGGUCAACGCCACCCUAAACCUCGUGCUGUUUGAGGAUGCCAUGGGUCACAUCUGCCGGAUAAACCGAAUCCUGGAGUCUCCACGGGGUAACGUGCUGCUGGUCGGAGUGGGCGGCAGCGGCAAGCAGAGUCUGACCCGGCUGGCUGCUUUCAUCUCCAAUCUGGAGGUCUUCCAGAUCACCUUGAGGAAAAGCUACAGUAUCGCUGACCUAAAGAGUGACCUGGCGUCCCUCUACGUGAAAGCUGGCGUAAAGAAUAUUGGCACCGUGUUCCUAAUGACUGAUGCCCAAGUGGCAGAUGAGAAGUUCCUCGUUCUGGUCAACGAUCUGCUGGCAUCGGGAGAGAUCCCUGACCUGUUCCCAGAUGACGAGGUGGAGAACGUCAUUGGCAGUGUGCGGCCAGAGGUCCGUGGCUCUGGGUUGAUGGAUACGAAGGAAAACUGCUGGAAGUUCUUCAUCAAUAGGGUUCGCCGACAGCUCAAGGUGGCUUUGUGUUUUUCUCCAGUUGGCAGUAAACUGAGGGUUCGCAGCAGGAAGUUCCCAGCAGUAGUCAACUGCACAGCGAUCAACUGGUUCCACGAGUGGCCACAGGAGGCUCUGGAGUCGGUCAGCUUCAGGUUCCUCGAGGAGGUUGAGAAUAUCAAUCCCCAAGUGAAGGAGUCGAUCAGUAAAUUCAUGGCUUAUGUCCACAUGAGUGUCAAUCAAAUGUCGAAGGAGUACCUAGCCAACGAGCGGCGCUACAACUACACCACGCCCAAGUCUUUCCUGGAGCAGAUCAAGCUGUAUCGCAGUCUGCUGGGACAGAAGAGCAAAGACCUCACCAACAAGAUGGAGCGGCUGGAGAACGGUCUCCAGAAGCUUAACAGCACCUCUGCUCAGGUGGAUGACCUCAAGGCCAAGCUGGCUGCUCAAGAAGUGGAACUCAAGCAGAAGAAUGAGGAUGCUGACAAGCUUAUACAGGAGGUUGGGAUAGAAACUGAGAAGGUGUCCAAAGAGAAGGCGGUGGCUGAUGAAGAAGAAAAAAAAGUGGCUGCCAUUGCUGUGGUAGUCAGUGGCAAACAGAGAGACUGUGAAGAAGACUUAGCUAAAGCCGAACCAGCCCUGCUUGCUGCUCAGGAUGCCCUUAACACUCUCAAUAAGAACAACUUGACUGAGCUGAAGUCAUUUGGCUCUCCAGUGGCAGCAGUGACCAACGUCACAGCAGCAGUCAUGGUCCUGAUGGCACCUGGUGGCAAAGUCCCAAAGGAUCGCAGCUGGAAGGCUGCAAAGGUAAUGAUGGCCAAAGUGGACACAUUCCUGGACUCUUUGAUUAACUUCAACAAGGAAAAGAUCCCAGAGGCUUGCCUUAAGGCCAUUCAGCCUUACCUGCAGGAUCCAGAGUUCCAGCCAGAUCUGGUGGCGUCCAAGUCAUAUGCAGCGGCGGGUCUGUGCUCCUGGGUUUUAAACAUCGUCAAGUUCUACGAGGUUUACUGCGAGGUGGAGCCCAAGCGUCAGGCUCUAAGCAAGGCCAAUGCAGAGCUGGCGGCUGCACAAGAGAAGCUCGCCGCCAUCAAAAGCAAAAUCAAUCACCUUAAUGAGAACCUGGCCAAGCUCACAGCCAAGUUUGAGAAGGCCACUGCAGACAAGCUCAAGUGCCAACAGGAAGCAGAAUCAACCGCGCACACCAUUUCCCUGGCUAACCGUCUGGUGGGUGGUCUAGCAUCAGAGAAUGUUCGCUGGGCAGAGGCUGUAGAGAACUUCAAGAAGCAGGAAAGGACUCUGUGUGGAGAUGUUCUCCUCAUCACCACCUUCAUCUCCUACCUAGGAUAUUUUACCAAGCGCUACAGGGUCCAGCUUAUGGACAGCACCUGGAGGCCUUAUCUCAGUCAGCUGAAGGUUCCUAUCCCAGUGACGCGUGACCUGGACCCUUUGACAUUGCUGACUGACGACGCUGACAUUGCUACAUGGCAGAAUGAGGGGCUACCUGCUGACAGGAUGUCCACGGAGAAUGCUACCAUUCUUACUUCAUGUCAACGCUGGCCCCUCAUGGUGGACCCCCAGCUGCAGGGCAUCAAGUGGAUCAAAAAUAAAUAUGGUGAAGACCUGCAAGUCAUCCGCAUCGGACAGCGAGGGUACCUAGAUGCCAUAGAGAGAGCGCUGGCAGCAGGUGAUGUGGUUUUGAUUGAGAACUUGGAAGAAAUGCUAGAUCCUGUUCUUGGACCUCUGCUUGGCAGAGAAACCAUCAAGAAGGGAAGGUACAUAAAGAUUGGAGACAAGGAGUGCGAGUACAAUCCCAGUUUCCGUCUCAUUUUACACACCAAGCUUGCCAGCCCUCAUUAUCAGCCAGAGCUGCAGGCCCAGUGCACCUUAAUAAAUUUCACAGUGACCAGAGACGGUCUGGAGGACCAGCUGCUGACUGCCGUGGUCAGCAUGGAGAGACCUGAUCUGGAACAGCUGAAGUUUGACCUGACGAAGCAACAGAACGACUUUAAGAUUACUCUGAAGACGUUGGAGGACAACCUGCUAUCCCGUUUGUCUUCAGCUUCAGGAAAUUUCCUCAGUGACACGGAGCUGGUGGAAAACUUGGAGACAACCAAACGCACAGCUGCUGAGAUCGAAGAAAAGGUAAAAGAAGCCAAGGUGACAGAGACCAAAAUCAAUGAGGCUCGAGAGCACUUCCGACCAGCAGCAGCACGGGCUUCCUUAUUGUACUUCACAAUGAACGACCUCAAUAAAAUCCACCCCAUGUAUCAGUUCUCUCUAAAGGCGUUUAGUGUGGUCUUCCAGAAAGCAGUUCUGAAGGCUGAGCCUGCGGAAGGUCUAAAGCAGCGGGUGUCCAACCUAAUUGACAGCAUCACCUCCUCAGUCUUCCAGUACACCACCAGAGGCCUAUUUGAGUGUGACAAGCUCACAUACAUCGCUCAGCUCGCUUUCCAGAUACUCCUGAUGAAUAAAGAUAUAAACCCUGUAGAGCUAAACUUCCUCCUGAGGUACCCUGUCCAACCAGGUGUAACAUCACCAGUGGAGUUCCUAUCUAACCACUCCUGGGGGGGGAUCAAGUCUCUUUGUUCCAUGGAUGAGUUCAGAAACCUGGACAGAGACAUUGAAGGCUCAGCCAAACGCUGGAAGAAGUUUGUAGAGUCCGAGUGUCCGGAAAAAGAGAAAUUCCCACAGGAAUGGAAGAGCAAAACCUCACUCCAGAGACUGUGCAUGAUGAGAACCCUGAGGCCUGACCGCAUGACGUACGCUGUCAGAGACUUUGUAGAGGAGAAACUGGGAAGCAAGUAUGUGAUUGGCAGAUCACUGGACUUUGCCGUCUCCUUUGAAGAGUCAGGUCCAGCUACGCCCAUGUUCUUCAUCCUCUCUCCCGGAGUUGACCCUUUGAAGGAUGUGGAAAAACAUGGGAGGAAGCUGGGCUACACAUUUGACAACAAAAACUUCCAUAAUGUCUCUCUGGGUCAAGGUCAGGAAGUUAUAGCUGAACAAGCCCUCAACUUGGCAGCUAAAAACGGCCAUUGGGUCAUAUUACAGAACAUCCACCUCGUGGCUCGUUGGCUGGGCACCCUUGAGAAACUUCUGGAGCAGUACGGAGAUGGAAGCCAUGAAAAUUUCAGAGUGUUUAUUAGUGCGGAGCCCUCAUCAACCCGCGAGGGCCACAUCAUCCCCCAGGGUAUCCUGGAGACCUCCAUCAAGAUCACCAAUGAACCACCUACUGGCAUGCACGCAAACCUGCACAAGGCCCUCGACAACUUCAACCAGGAUACGCUGGAAAUGUGCGCAAGGGAGAAUGAGUUUAAGAGUAUUUUGUUUGCCCUUUGCUACUUCCAUGCGGUGGUGGCAGAGAGGAGGAAAUUUGGUCCUCAAGGUUGGAACAGAUCAUACCCCUUUAACACCGGAGACCUCACCAUUUCUGUCAACGUCCUCUACAACUAUCUGGAGGCAAAUCCAAAGGUGCCGUACGAUGAUUUGCGCUACCUAUUCGGUGAGAUCAUGUAUGGUGGUCACAUCACAGACGACUGGGACCGGCGUCUGUGUCGCACGUACCUGGAGGAGUUUGUUAAGCCCGAGAUGACGGAGGGGGAGCUGUACCUAGCACCUGGUUUCCCCUUGCCUGGAAACAUGGACUACAACAGCUACCACCAGUACAUCGAUGACAACCUUCCUCCUGAGUCCCCUUAUUUGUAUGGCCUUCAUCCCAAUGCUGAGAUUGGCUUCCUUACACAAACCUCAGAGACACUUUUCCGCACUGUCCUGGAAAUGCAGCCGAGGGACAGAGGAGUCGGUGAGGGAAGCGGGACGACGCGUGAAGAGAAGGUGCAUGCAGUGCUGGAAGAGAUACUGGAGAAACUCCCAGAGGAGUUCAACAUGGCUGAGCUUCUAGGGAAAGCAGAGGAGAGGACUCCCUAUCAGGUCGUGGCGCUGCAGGAGUGUGAGCGUAUGAACAUUCUCACCCAGGAGAUCAGAUGCUCUCUUCACGAGCUAAGCCUUGGACUUAAGGGAGAGCUGACCAUGACCAGUGACAUGGAAAACCUUCAGAAUGCUAUCUUCCUGGACAUGGUGCCAGAGAGUUGGACCAAACGGGCAUAUCCCUCCAUGUCUGGCCUGGCCCUGUGGUUCACUGACCUGCUGGCCAGGAUCAGGGAGCUGGAAGCUUGGUCAGCUGAUUUCAUCUUACCUUCUGCAGUGUGGCUGGCUGGCUUCUUUAACCCUCAGUCCUUUCUCACAGCCAUCAUGCAGGCUAUGGCGAGAAGAAACGAGUGGCCCCUGGACAGUAUGUGUCUGCAGUGUGAUGUCACAAAGAAGAAUCGCGAGGACCUCAGCUCUCCACCUCGUGAAGGGGCCUACAUACACGGGUUGCACAUGGAGGGUGCACGCUGGGACACACAGACUGGCUUGAUUGUGGAUGCCCGUCUCAAAGAGCUCACCCCAACCAUGCCGGUCAUGUUCAUCAAGGCUAUCCCAGUGGACAAACAGGACAACAGAAACCUCUACCAGUGCCCUGUUUAUAAGACUCGUCAGAGGGGACCCACAUACGUAUGGACCUUUAACCUGAAGACCAAAGAAAACCCCUCCAAGUGGACCUUAGCUGGUGUGGCUCUUCUUCUACAGAUCUAG
Pelmatolapia mariae (spotted tilapia) is the source of this 13407-nucleotide messenger RNA. It is a transcript of the gene dnah9, whose product is annotated as dynein, axonemal, heavy chain 9. Gene Ontology annotation, biological process: microtubule-based movement. Gene Ontology annotation, molecular function: ATP hydrolysis activity; minus-end-directed microtubule motor activity; dynein intermediate chain binding. NCBI's taxonomy places the organism in Eukaryota, Metazoa, Chordata, Actinopteri, Cichliformes, Cichlidae. The coding region runs from base 1 to 13407 and encodes 4468 amino acids. Gene Ontology annotation, cellular component: dynein complex. The transcript has 78 exons. The record is from RefSeq and is a predicted model, not a curated record.